Molecule: messenger RNA, 2048 nt
Organism: Drosophila simulans
Lineage: Eukaryota; Metazoa; Arthropoda; Insecta; Diptera; Drosophilidae
Exons: 2
Coding region: 1320-1586 (88 amino acids)
Source: RefSeq, a predicted model, not a curated record
AGACUCGACGAUUCAGAGCUUAGUGCGAUAUUGAAUCAAUUGAACGUGUUUACUUGAGCUUCCUUUAAAGUUAUCAAAUCAAACUUCAAAAUGCUGAUCAACCGACAUUCCUGUUCGAAACUACUUUUUUUGAUGGUUUGGCUGUGCUUGGCAUUUGACUUGAAACCUGUCUCGGCCGGGAAGUGUUGUGUUGGCUCUAAAAAGUAAAAAAAAAAACUAAAAGUCAAAUUGUGUCACUAUGUCACUAACUAUAUUGAUUACACCAAAUAAAUAAUUUUUGAGCAUAGCUUGGGUUGUUUUUACUAAAGCUUUAUAGCUAACUUAACAACCAUUCAUGAUUAGCUUCCCAGUCAGAUGAGCAUCCUGAGGAUCGAUGUAAAACGCAUAUCUCAUUUUCUAAGUGACUUUUUACGAAGUAACCUGAGCUCGAGCCAUAACCUGCCUAAUAAAUGUCAGCAAUUUGAGCAAAUAAUUUUGACAAUUCUAUUGUCAACCACCGCAAAGCACAUUGGGCUCUCGAUAUACUGCCUACUUCCAUCCAGCGACCCACAUCAUCAUAAUCAUCAUCAAAGUGCCUCGGUGGUUGGCAUAAUUUUCGCGAAGUAAAAAAGAAAAGCAAACAAAAUUUGAAACAUAAAAAUGUAAUUUGGCUGUGUGGGUGAGGGUGAUGGUGUUGGGUGCGACCCAGUGUUAAAUACUGGAACCUUUUUUUUCGCUGUGUACCACAUAAAAGUACAUUAAAAUAAUGCCGGUUUAGGUCACAGACAGCUGGGGCAGAGCGAAAGGCUCGUAGAGUCAUUUAUUUAUGACAGCCACCUUCUCAACCAAGCGAAAUUUAUGCUAAACAGGGAAGAAGUCUCAAAUUGAAGGGGUGGCUGUUGUUGCUCUGAGCAAUGGAGUGUCCUGGCAAAAGGACAAUGGAUCUGCGUUUGCUGUUAAUCAGUGCAAGUUUCGGAAAGUAAUCAGCAAAUAUUUGCGCACUUUUUGUUGCGAUUUUCUCGAGCAUUCUCUUCAUUUUCAUAAAAGCGUGGUUUCUUUCCCCUGCCGCUCUGUUUGCUCGAUUGUUCUUGUAUUUAUUUCCAUCUAAGAUACAAGAUACAAAUGGAAAUCUAUCAAAGCAGAUCUGAUUUGCUGGCAACUUUCGAGCAAACCAAUUGCAUCAUCAUCGUUUGGUAUUCGAGAGCCCUUGUAUCAUCUGGCCUUAUAAGGGAUUGACUACUUUCACAAUUAUCUUGGCCAACGAGUCGUAAUGAUCAACUGGAAACUGUGCUUUGAUUCAGUUUAAUUUAACUACUCAUCGCCAACGGUUUGAAUUGAAUAUGGCAUCUUCGAUGGACUUACUCUGCCUUUUUGGCAUUUUGGUUAUCAGCAGCAUGCUACUGGAAACUUCGGCUCUGGACAGCGAAGUUGUGGAGUCCGUAACCGGUGCUUCGAAGUCAAGUAACUUCAGUGAAAAUGUGAAAAUAAAACUGGAUAAAACGUGGAGCCCUAAUGGAACUAUUCUGGCGCAACCGUACAAUAUUCUGGAGACCAACUGUCCUCAUGGCUAUGUCCUGGCUAAUAAACAUUGCCACAAGCGUGCCUAAAAUUUAGUAUUGAAAUAAAUGUGAUUGUUAUGUAAAGAUAAUUUCUCCUAUAGCAAAUUUUGAAUUGAAGAGCAUCAUUAUUCAUAAUCAUAAAAUGUACGCAUAUAAUUACACAAUAUAUAAAAUAUAAAUGAUUUAAAAGCAUAUCUGUAAGACAACUUUAACUAGCUCUUGGUAUUCUCCCAACUUGACACUCAAUAAAAAUUGCACCUUAUGGCAUUGCUAAGUGUCCACAAGAAAAUUCUGUCACCGCCCCCAUUCUCGAGACUUUUUACACAAUUGACUCAGGUUACCAGAGAAGACCCUCGAUUGCCCCCGAUUCCACCCACUCCUCGGUUCACUAUCAACCAAUAUGUUGCGGUUGCUUCCAUGUCCAACCUGGCCAGCAGCCCCGCCUCCCACUCGGACCGAGCAUUACCCAAGGGACGGGAUGGUUCGGCUGGCUAACCGCAUACAUAAUUU